Cajanus cajan (pigeon pea) is the source of this 339-nucleotide messenger RNA. The record is from RefSeq and is a predicted model, not a curated record. NCBI's taxonomy places the organism in Eukaryota, Viridiplantae, Streptophyta, Magnoliopsida, Fabales, Fabaceae.
AUGGACUCUUCCAAUGAGGCACAUAAAGACAAAGAGAGAGAAGGGGAAGAAGUGAGGUACCGUGGUGUGAGAAAGAGGCCAUGGGGUAAGUAUGGUGCAGAAAUUAGAGACCCUACAAAACCUACGGGAAGACAAUGGUUAGGAACAUUUGACACAGCAGAAGAAGCAGCUAGAGCUUAUGAUCGUGCAGCCAUUGGUUUGAGGGGUGCUCUUGCAAUCCUUAAUUUUCCUAAUGAGUAUUAUCCUCAUCUCACUUUUCUAUCAUCAAAUUCUUCUACUAUGGUAAUUGCAACUUCACCACGGAAGGAAGUUAUUGAGUUCGAGUGUUUGGAUAUAUAA